CUCCUGGACUGUUUUGUGAUCCCAGUGGUGAUUCUGCUCUCCUGGUUCUUCCUGCUGAUCCGGUACAAGGCUGUGCAUUUCAUCGGCAUUGUUGUCUGCAUCCUGGGAAUGGGCUGCAUGGUAGGAGCCGAUGUGCUCGUGGGAAGGCAUCAGGGAGCAGGGGAAAAUAAGCUGGUAGGGGACCUUCUGGUCUUAGGCGGAGCCACACUCUAUGGUAUCUCUAACGUCUGGGAAGAAUACAUCAUCCGAACCUUGAGCCGAGUGGAAUUCCUGGGAAUGAUUGGUCUCUUUGGUGCAUUUUUCAGUGGAAUCCAAUUAGCUAUUAUGGAGCAUAAGGAGCUGUUAAAGGUGCCCUGGGAUUGGCAAAUAGGACUGCUCUAUGUUGGCUUUAGUGCCUGCAUGUUUGGUCUCUACAGCUUUAUGCCAGUUGUCAUAAAGAAAACCAGCGCCACCUCGGUCAACCUCUCUCUGCUCACAGCGGAUUUGUACAGCCUGUUCUGUGGAUUGUUUCUCUUCCACUACAAGUUUUCAGGACUUUAUCUCCUGUCUUUCUUCACCAUCCUUAUCGGGCUAGUGCUGUACUCCUCCACCUCCACCUACAUAGCCCAGGACCCCCGAGUGUACAAGCAGUUCCGCAAUCCUUCAGGACCUGUUGUGGACUUACCAACCGCAGCUCAGGUGGAGCCUUCAGUCACCUACACCAGCCUGGGCCAGGAGACAGAAGAGGAACCCCACGUUCGUGUGGCCUAGCGGGAGGCCCACCCUGCCCACUGAAGACAGAUCAGUGGCCAUGUGUUUGCCCAUCAUCUCUGUAUUGUACAUAGAGAAAGGUAUUUAUUAGGUGCAGUUUACAUAGGUGGACUGCAAGGUAGCAAAUCCUCCAAAAGCUUGUAAAAGGAACAAGCUGGAAAUCACUGGAGACACAGGCUCCCAUCCACCUGACUUGGAGAGAUGCCUAGCUAGUGCGUAUCCUGAUCACAACCCCCCUGCAUUAAUUAUUGUGAAUAUUUUUGAAUCAAAAACAAGUAUUAUUGUUAUUAUGAUUUGUAUUAUUAUUGUUACUGUUAUUACACUGAUUUUCAGGAGGAGGUUUUGUACUCCCAAUAGGAACUAUUGCCAGACCCACACGUAGUCAACAUAAAUCCCUCUUUUCUAUGGCAAGCCACUUUUUAAGAAUCAUACUUUAUUUUUUGCACAGACUCUAUAAGUGAUGCAUGCCACAGGAGCUCCACCCCUGAGAAGUUUCCUUAUCCUAGGGACCUGGUGGCUAAUGGUUUCCUCUGUUACCUGUUGGAUUGCCUGCUCAAUAAGUAUUUUGUGCUGUGACCCUUGUGGGGAGGGGCAACUGACCAUAUAAUUCUCUAUUCUAGGAAUAGAUAUAAAACAAACAUUUUAGCCUUUUUAUACUUCAAUCUCUGAUUACUCCAGGCCAUGCCUUUCUGUUGUGCCAUGCGAUUCUGCUGAUCAAGUCCCCAUAAUAACAGGACAAGGACUGUUCCAUUUCUGUGACUUUCGAGAAACCCCAGAAAUAAUAGCAUUUGUGUUUAGGGUUAGAUAUGUUUUUUAAAACCUUUCAUCCUCUCCCUAUAUCCUUGCUUCAAAAACAAUUUUCCCCCCUAGAUUUCCCUACUAAUAACGUGGAAAUUAUUCAAGGCACUGGAAAAAGCCAUGGUCCUCUGCCCUCCUAAUUAUAUGGAAGCCUUUUUGAAGUACACCAACGUGGAAAUUAUCUUUGCUGUGGAGUAUCAUUGGUUAUGCCACCUCCUAAAGUCAAGGUGCUGAUGUGGAGCAAUCUCUAAUAAUAGCUCAAUUGCUCUGGUCACUUCAUAGUGGUAAUGAUGUCACCAUUGAAAAAGUCUGGCAUUAUGGUCAUAUUUGGCAUCCAUCCAAUAACAGACUAUAUUGACACACAUUCUUAUGGAUAUAGAGAAUAUUACAGUGUCCUGAUAAGGCUUUGAGUGAUAUGUCACUAGUCUAAUCUGUUGCCCAUAAAAUAGCCCUUUUUGCCAAACACAGGAAAUGAAGAACCUUUUUGCCAAACACAGGAAAUAAAGAACCCUUUAACUUAGAAUAGAUUCUGUGUGGCAGAAUGUGAAGUACUCUUUGAAUUUGGCUAACCUAAAUACCAUUCAAAGAAAUCUUCAAUGGAAUAUCAGGAUUUGUAUAAAUGUUUAUGAAAAUUUGGCAAUUCAAAUAAAUACAUCCUAAGCAAGCAAGGCAAAACACCAGUGGGGUAUCCAUAGAGGACAGAGUAGAGCCUGAACAAGACCUUAAGAUGGCAGGCAAACUUAUCCCCUGCUCCUGCUAGCACUCCUGUGGCCAUUUUACCUGACUUACACAGUGUGGAUGGUCCUGUCCCAGGAGACGGGAAGAAACAUGAUCUUCUCUAAUGUGUAGAUUUCAGGGUCAGUUCAGCUCCCUUAAAAACAUGUUUCAUUUUCUAUGGGGGGAAAAAGGUAAAUGUUAAGGUUACAUCAAAUCAAAACACCCUUGCCAACAUCUGCUCUCUGCUACCUUUUAAACCAAUUAAAUACCUUUCUCUGAAUAUUUUGUCCAUUCAGAUCUGAAGACCUUUAAAGACUGUGGUUUUAUUUUUGUGUUUACAUUCCUUUGGUUUGCAUAAUUUGCUUGAUUUAUUGCAUUUUUAGUAUUUAUUUUAAGCCAAAUGUUUUUGUCUCUUCAAUUCAUUCUUAUGACACUAAUUUGUAGACACUUAGUAGUCUUAUGAAAAGCAAGUGGCUGAAACUAUUUCCAUGUCUACUCAGUGGACUGGAAUUAUUUUUUAAUUUAAAUUUCCAAAAUGUUUGCAAUCAACUGAUGGUUAAAGGUCAACACAUGAGUUAUUUUAUAGGAUAUUUUAAUUGACUCCAUUGAAUGGAAACCAAGUGUGAAGGUCAAGAUGAAUUCACUGUAUACCUUUAUCAUUCAGUGUCCUUGUAAUCAGACUUCCAUGUCACUGGGUUACCUCACUGUGUUGGUUUGUCUCCAUUUAGAAAGGCUGGUAACACAUUGAAUUGUCUAAAAUCAUAAGUUCCAGACUGACCCUUAAGGGGGAAAAAAAAGGAAAGAACAAAUUCUUUUUUUGUGUGAAAACAUUGGUCCUUGGGGAGUGGGGUGGGAUAUGGGAAUAGGGCAAUAUUAACUCUAGCCGUUUAGUUUCUGAGAUUUCAUAACCUCAGUAGACACCAGCAAAACUUUCAACUUUUCAAUCCAUCACCACUCUCUCCUCAACAAAGAAACUUUAGCAACUUGUAUAAAAUUUGAUUAAGAGCAAACCACAGCUCUCCUAAACCCUGCCAGAGAUGAGUAGUGGUUCUCAUUCCUCAAUGAAAACUUGCACUGGGGACCGAUCUUGCCUUGGUCACACCUUCCCAUGGCUCCAAACUCUGAAACACACACAUCAAGGGAGACCAAGCAAUGGAAAAAUUUGCACCACUGAAAAUUUGUCUCAUGAAAAUGUUUCAAUGUUUAGUUUAGAUAUUGCUAACUUGUGCUAUUAACCUUUUGACAAGCGUGUAGUAUUAUUUGUUUUGGGUUUAUUUUUAUUUGUAACCAUCUAGUAGUCCCCAGCUAGCUGCCAGUACAGAUUUUACCCCAUGGGUAGGAUUCUAUUGUUAAGCCACAUAACAAAGCACACUAAUCCUGACACUGCAGAUGAAAAAUAUGAACCAAAAAGGAAAUUUACACUGAUGAGUUGAACAAACUGUCCAUUUUUGAUAUUUGCAUGCACCCCUAUGGACUGGCUGUGGCAAUGUAAUGCCUGUAUAAUGUUUUCAAAUAAAAAUAAAUGCUUUAU
Molecule: messenger RNA, 3796 nt
Organism: Marmota monax (woodchuck)
Lineage: Eukaryota; Metazoa; Chordata; Mammalia; Rodentia; Sciuridae
Product: solute carrier family 35 member F1
Exons: 5
Biological process (GO): transmembrane transport
Cellular component (GO): membrane
Molecular function (GO): transmembrane transporter activity
Source: RefSeq, a predicted model, not a curated record